Molecule: messenger RNA, 1645 nt
Organism: Fragaria vesca subsp. vesca
Lineage: Eukaryota; Viridiplantae; Streptophyta; Magnoliopsida; Rosales; Rosaceae
Product: UDP-glucose 6-dehydrogenase-like
Exons: 2
Coding region: 30-1472 (480 amino acids)
Biological process (GO): glycosaminoglycan biosynthetic process
Cellular component (GO): nucleus; cytosol
Molecular function (GO): UDP-glucose 6-dehydrogenase activity; NAD binding
Source: RefSeq, a predicted model, not a curated record
AGAGAGAGAUAUUUAAGGUUCUUAACACAAUGGUGAAGAUCUGCUGCAUUGGAGCUGGCUAUGUUGGUGGACCAACCAUGGCAGUGAUUGCCCUCAAGUGUCCAGCAAUUGAAGUAGCAGUUGUUGAUAUCUCAGUGUCAAGAAUUGCUGCCUGGAACAGUGACCAGCUCCCAAUUUACGAGCCGGGUCUUGAUGAGAUUGUGAAGCAGUGCAGGGGGAAGAACCUCUUCUUCAGCACAGCUGUGGAGAAGCAUGUUGCUGAGGCUGACAUUAUCUUCGUUUCGGUUAACACGCCGACCAAGACUAGAGGCCUGGGGGCUGGCAAGGCUGCUGACUUGACAUACUGGGAGAGUGCAGCUAGGAUGAUUGCAGAUGUGUCCAAGUCCAACAAGAUUGUGGUGGAGAAGUCGACGGUUCCGGUGAAGACUGCAGAAGCUAUUGAGAAGAUUUUGACUCACAACAGUAAAGGGAUUAAGUAUCAGAUUCUGUCAAACCCGGAGUUUCUUGCUGAGGGGACAGCAAUUGAGGAUCUGUUCAGACCUGACCGAGUUUUGAUAGGUGGGAGGGAAACUCCUGAAGGACAGCAGGCAGUGCAGUCACUGAAAGAAGUGUAUGCUAAUUGGGUACCUGAGGACAGAAUUAUCACAACUAAUCUAUGGUCAGCUGAGCUGUCGAAGCUCGCUGCGAAUGCCUUCUUGGCGCAGAGGAUCUCGUCUGUUAAUGCUAUGUCAGCUCUGUGUGAGGCUACUGGAGCAGAUGUCUCACAGGUGGCUCAUGCUGUGGGGAAAGACACCAGAAUUGGACCCAAGUUUCUUAAUGCCAGUGUUGGUUUUGGCGGGUCUUGUUUCCAGAAGGACAUUCUCAACCUGGUCUAUAUCUGUGAGUGCAAUGGACUACCUGAAGUUGCAAACUACUGGAAACAAGUGAUCAAGGUGAAUGACUACCAGAAGAAUCGAUUCGUUAACCGAGUUGUGUCUUCCAUGUUCAACACUGUUUCAGGCAAGAAGAUUGCCAUUCUUGGGUUUGCAUUCAAGAAAGACACAGGUGACACUAGGGAGACACCUGCCAUUGAUGUCUGCAAGGGCCUGCUGGGGGACAAGGCACAUUUGAGCAUAUAUGACCUGCAGGUAACUGAGGAGCAGAUCCAGAGGGAUCUGUCGAUGAACAAAUUCGAUUGGGAUCAUCCGAUUCAUCUGCAGCCAGCCAGUCCUAUUGGAGUGAAGCAAGUCAGUGUUGUAUGGGAUGCUUAUGAGGCCACCAAAGGAGCUCAUGGGAUCUGCAUUCUAACUGAGUGGGAUGAAUUCAAGGCACUCGAUUACAAGAAGAUUUACGACAACAUGCAGAAGCCUGCAUUUGUGUUUGAUGGAAGGAAUGUUGUUGAUGUUGAGAAGCUGAGGAAGAUUGGAUUCAUUGUCUACUCAAUUGGGAAGCCAUUGGACUCUUGGCUCAAGGACAUGCCUGCUGUGGCAUAAGAUGGAGUCUUCUCUUAAUAAAGCUUUACACAGAUGUCUCUGAUUCUUUGAAUUUUUGUUUUAUUUUUCAUUUUCAGUUACUGUUCUUGCCUUUGAAUAUGUAUAAUUAGUUAUGUUGUCUCACAGUCUAAGCUUCAAAUUUAUAUAAAAUAAAAAGAAAAUGUUGCUGUUAA